AUGGCUCAAUAUCCUAAGGCCUCUAAAACUUUUGAAGUUGAAGCUAGAGCAAGUGAUAUCUCUAAUAUUGACUUUGAUACUUUAUUAGAAAAAGAAUCACAAAGUGAAACAGGAUUAACAAGUGUUUUGAAAUCUGCAACUAUUAGAAGUUCAUCAAGUAUAAUGAGUCUUAAUGAUGUGAUGAAAAUAUUAAUACAGCUCAAACAGAAGAUUAUAAUAAUCUUUAUGAUCUUGUAA
Dentiscutata erythropus is the source of this 237-nucleotide messenger RNA. Lineage: Eukaryota; Fungi; Glomeromycota; Glomeromycetes; Diversisporales; Gigasporaceae. The record is from the annotation of a GenBank genome assembly.